Messenger RNA from Owenia fusiformis, 1959 nucleotides. Lineage: Eukaryota; Metazoa; Annelida; Polychaeta; Sabellida; Oweniidae. The record is from the annotation of a GenBank genome assembly.
ACUAGAGGUAUAUCUUUACAGGUAGUGUUGAAAUACUGAUCAAACAAUACCAGUGCCUAGAGAGACGAUAACCAAUCAGAAGCAUUCAUUUGAUUUGUGAAUUGGAUUGAGAGAACAAGAAGCCACUUGUGAAACCUCAAAGGUUAUAACAGUUGAGAGUUCAUCUUGGAGCAGGCAGGAAUAUAUUUUUGAGCCAACAUGGGACAAUUCAGAGUAACAUUUUAUCUCCCGCUGUGCUGCGUAAUAGGUGCAGUCUUGGCAGGGGGUACGGAUCAUGAAGGUGAACAUGGUGAUGAUGCACACAAACAUUGGGGAUACCAUGGAGAUGUGGGCCCAAAACACUGGCCUGAUUUGGAAAAGGGAGCAGCAUGUGGUAGUGAAUACAAGUACCAGUCCCCAAUCAACGUUGAGUCAGACAAUACAAUCUACAGUCCCCAUUUGAGGAAGUUCUUCACAUGGUAUGACCCACCUAAACCAACAGACAGAAUGAGCCUAAUCAACAAUGGCCAUACAGUGCAAUUAAACAUUGAUGGUGAUUAUUUUGUGACCGGUGGGGGCUUGAUAGGUGUCUAUGAAGCCCUACAGCUUCAUUUCCAUUGGGGGUCCGUAGAUGCCCAGGGUUCGGAGCAUACACUAAAUGGCAAAGCCUUCCCCUUAGAGAUGCACAUCGUGACAUAUAAUACAAAGAAAUACCAGAAUGCGGGAGAGGCACUUGCCUCAAAUGACCACAGUGCUUUGGCUGUAUUGGGGGUGUGGUUUGAGAUGAGUGACACAGAUAAUGAAUAUGUUCAAGCAGUUUUGGAUCACCUUGCCGAUGUUGAAAAUCCAAGUGCUGAUGCUAGCAGCGAAGUGGCAGCUUUUGCUCUGAAGCAUGUUCUACCGAAGGACAUAGAAUCUUUCUAUCGUUACUAUGGUUCCCUAACAACACCUACAUGCAACGAAGUUGUAGAAUGGACUCUCUUCAAAGAAACAGUACCAAUUUCUGAAGGCCAGUUGGUUCAGUUGCGUUCUGUAUUCAGCAAUGAGAUGAAUGAAGACGGUAAUCCUAUAGCAAUGGGUGACAAUUAUCGACCAACGCAGCCGUUAAAUGGACGCAAUGUUCUCCGCAGUUUCUUAACAGAAAAAGAAGCGAAAGAGCAUGGAAGAAAGCCAGUUUUGUAUAAUGUUGAUGGGGCAGCCUCAAACACAGCACUCUCUAUAUCUUUAUUAUUAAGUGUUCUUUUAAUGAAAUUUCUGUUUUGAUAUCUUAACAUAGCAUAGGGUAUAAUAGACUUUGAUCAUAAUGUCUCGAUGGAUUUAUUUUGUUUUGAAACAUACAUAAUGAAAAUAAGGUAAUAAACUGCCGAUAAUAUGGACAUUUACAAAUGUAGCCAAAGGUUUAGUUAUGCAUUAAGCAUUUGCACUAUCACACCCAACAUGAGGGAAUAGGGAACGGGUGGCCCAAGCCUUGAUACCAGACUAUCAAUGGUUUAUACAGAUACGUCAACAUUAUGGACAUUUAUAUACAUAUCAAUGGGUUGCAACUCUCUCAAUAUCCCAAAAUAUGUCUCAAAAUGUAACCUACUUUUAAUAUGAGAAAAUAUAAUACUUGUUAGGGAGAAUAAGUUAAUCUUAUAUAUUCAACUAUUAUAUGCUCUCAGGUCAGUAUAUAUUUCUCUAUAGCAAUGCUGUACAGUAUACCUUCACUUUCCUUGUAAGUGUUUUUACACAUACACUGCCAUCUUCAAAUAUACGAGAUCGGUCAGUCUGUUUUUACAUAGAGCAUCAUUUUGAUCAAAGCUACAGUAUAUUGCAUUAUUAUGUAAAACUUAUCAUCCAUGUAUAUGUUUAUUGUUUAAUAUACUAUGUAAAUUAUAACACCAUAAAUAAGGAUUUUAUAUUUCAACUUACAUUCAUUAUUCUGUAUCAUAGCAUCAGGAAUUGCACAGUCAAGUAUUUAAUGACACUUGAUGUCAAAUG